Molecule: messenger RNA, 864 nt
Organism: Capronia epimyces CBS 606.96
Lineage: Eukaryota; Fungi; Ascomycota; Eurotiomycetes; Chaetothyriales; Herpotrichiellaceae
Exons: 3
Coding region: 1-864 (287 amino acids)
Molecular function (GO): RNA binding
Source: RefSeq, a predicted model, not a curated record
AUGUCGACCACUGUCCACGUCAAGAACAUCUCUCCUGAGACCAGCGAAAAGGAGGUCAAGGACUUCUUCAGUUUCUGCGGAAAGAUCACCUCGAUCUCUGUUACUCCUGAAUCCUCUACCCCAGAUGCACCCAAAUCGGCCACAGUAACCUUCGAGAAGGAAAGUGCCGCUAAGACCGCGCUCCUUCUUGACAACACUCAACUUGGGAAGUCACAAGUUCACGUUUCCACUGCAAGCACCAUCGAUGACGUUGCCGCCAAAGCUGGCGCUGCCGUCUCAUCCUCGACAGGAGACGACCAUAUUGCUCAAGAAGACAAGCCUCGAUCAAGGAUUGUUGCGGAAUACCUGGCUCAUGGCUACGCGCUCUCGGAUAAUGUCAUCCAUAAGGCUAUAGAUUUGGAUAACAAGCAUGGCUUCAGCUCACGAUUCACCGAGGCUUUGCACAAGUUCGACGACAAAUACAAGGCAACUGACACGGCAAAAUCCGUGGAUACCAAAUACGGUGUGACAGAUAAAGCCCUCAGCGCUUGGGGUGGGUUCAAUUCAUACUUUGAAAAGGCCUUGGGCACCCCUACCGGUCAAAAGGUCCGAGAUUUUUACAGGCAGACGGAUAAGCAGGUCCGGGAUGUUCACUCGGAAGCCAGACGUCUUGCAGAUCUCAAAGCUGGUAAGACUCAGGAACCAGAGCAAGUGGAAGGAACCGACAAGACAGUUUGCAAAUGCGGCGGCUCGGAGGGUGCAUGCGCUUGUCCAGCUGGCCAUUGCGCAUGUGCCAAUUGCGCAAAGAGCAGCGACUCAGCAACCAGCGAGGUUAAGGAGGCUGCUCAAGCCAGCGGGCAACAGUUGCCAUCCGGGAGUGUUUGA